GAACAGAUUACUUUCAAACUCUGUCUUUCUUCCCCUGUUCCACCUCGUCCGAUCCCCAAAAAUACACUACUAAAAAAAAACACUCACAGCACAAGCUGAGAGACAGGGAUUGCCUCUUCUUUUAGCUAGAGAAUGUCGGAUUUGGCCAUCAAGCUGUUUGGGAAGACGAUUCCACUGCAAGUCAAUCAGCUGGAGGAGGAUGUGUCUCGUGCUAAUAACAUGCACGAGUCUUCCUCAAGAACACCAGCUGCCCCACCCGAGACUGAGGAGUACUGUUACACUGCUACUACUUGCUUGCACGAAAAAGACAAGGAAGAGCAAGAAGGCAACCACAGGGAGUCUUCAGGAGAGGAAAUUUCCAACGAGAAACAAGAAGAUGUUACCUCGUGUCAGAUCACCGAGGAGUCAAAAGAUCCAACAUCAUCAAGAAUUAGUGAGAAUCCACAGACUCCCUCAGUUGAGAGGGAAACUUCAUCACUGAAAAGCAGUAAGGAUGAAGAACAAAGUGAGACAAGCAUCUCACAAGAAAAGACUCCGAAGAAGCCUGACAAAAUACUUCCAUGCCCUCGAUGUAAUAGCAUGGACACUAAAUUCUGUUAUUACAACAAUUACAAUGUCAAUCAGCCUCGUCAUUUCUGUAAAAAGUGUCAGAGAUACUGGACUGCUGGAGGAACCAUGAGGAAUGUGCCCGUGGGAGCCGGACGGCGCAAGAAUAAGAGCUCUUCAGCUUCACAUUAUCGUCACUUAAUGGUAUCAGAUGCUCUCCGAACAGUUCAAGUUCAUGCCAUGAAUGGAGUUCAUAACCCCGCUUUCGGAAACAACAGCACAGUCCUUGCAUUUGGUUCCGAUUCUCGUCUUUGUGAAUCUGUUUCCUCUGUGUUGAAUCUUUCAGAGAAAACGCAAAAGAGUGUUCGAAAUGAGUAUCACAGGCCUGAACAUAGAAUCUUUGUACCUUGUGGAGGGGCAGGAAGUAAUGGGGAUGAUCGCUCAAGUGGAUCUCUCGCUACAGCUUCGGAUUCAUCAGAGAAGGGAUGUAAUGGUAAUUCGAGAGGAGCAGUUAAUAAGGAUUAUCAAUCCUUUCCUUCCCAGGUUCCCUGGUUCCCCGGGCCUCCUUGGCCAUAUCCAUGGAACACUGCGCUGCCUCCACCUACGUUUUGCCCCCCAGGCUUUCCAGUAUCGUUUUACCCCGCACCAACUUACUGGGGUUGUACCGUCCCGAGCCCUUGGAAUGUACCGCCAUGUGUAUCCCCUCCAUCACCCUCUCUAAAACACUGUACCCAAGACUCCAGUCCUACUUCUCCACUGGGUAAACAUUCAAGGGAUGGCAACAUCCUUCAUCCAGCCUACUUAGAAGAGGCCUCGAGGGAGGGCACCAAAUCAGUAAAAGGAGUUUUGGUUCCGAAGACAUCGAGGAUUGAUGAUCCAAGUGAAGCCGCAAAGAGCUCUAUAUGGGCGACCCUCGGGAUCAUGAGUGAAAAAUCCAAUUCCAUUAAUGGAGGAGGUCUAUUUAAGGGCUUUCAAUCAAAAAACGAAGACAAAAAUUACAUGGCUGGGACAACUUCAGUGUUGCAAGCGAACCCUGCUGCACUGUCCCGGUCUCUCAAUUUCCAUGAGAACACUUGAUGAGAGAUCGGCUAAGUUGUACACUUUCUGCAAUAAUUGUAAUUACAUGAAAUGGAGUUUUUCACAAGUCUAGUGCAGCUUCACUCUCAACAAAUUUGUGUUCCCUUUUACUCUAGGAGGUUGACACCUGACAGCUGACACAACCAGAAGGCCACCUUACAGACAAGGAAUUCCUAUACAGGAAAACCAGGAAAGGGUUUCCCUAUUUUUACCCUCUAGAAGAGCAUAGCCACCUCUGACUGGAACACAUCCUGAUCUCCGUCUCCCCUGCCAGUUGAUGUCCAGCUGUUUUUCCUUAUCCAUCCUAGAUGGUAUUAUUUUACUAAGUUAAUCAUGUACACGGUAUCCUGAAUGUUUAUAUAAAUCAAAAGUGUGAG
Populus euphratica (Euphrates poplar) is the source of this 2000-nucleotide messenger RNA. Its product is annotated as cyclic dof factor 2-like. Gene Ontology annotation, molecular function: DNA binding; DNA-binding transcription factor activity. Bases 133 to 1623 code for a protein of 496 amino acids. Gene Ontology annotation, biological process: regulation of DNA-templated transcription. Lineage: Eukaryota; Viridiplantae; Streptophyta; Magnoliopsida; Malpighiales; Salicaceae. The record is from RefSeq and is a predicted model, not a curated record. The transcript is spliced from 2 exons.